Tigriopus californicus is the source of this 1142-nucleotide messenger RNA. RefSeq names its product chloride intracellular channel exl-1-like. Gene Ontology annotation, biological process: chloride transport. Bases 196 to 1041 code for a protein of 281 amino acids. The record is from RefSeq and is a predicted model, not a curated record. Lineage: Eukaryota; Metazoa; Arthropoda; Copepoda; Harpacticoida; Harpacticidae. The transcript has 3 exons. Gene Ontology annotation, cellular component: apical plasma membrane; cytoplasm. Gene Ontology annotation, molecular function: chloride channel activity.
CCUUUGCUCUACUGGUAUGCAAGUUGGUGUGGAGCUGUUCUUGUGAUAGGACGUGGAUUUUUGUGAGGUGUUUUCCCCUCUCCUUGAGCCUGGGUCUGCUUUGGGCCCUCUUAAAUCUAAUGCUCAUUAUAUGGGAUUCUACACCAAGGCCUGCUUUUGAGUUCAGGAUUACAAACUUUGUGUCUCUGAUUCAAGAUGACCCUCUUGGGCAAGGGGGUCGACUCCUCCCACCACCAAAACGAAGACUGCAACAACAAUAACAACAACAACAACAGCGGCCACAACAGCGGCCACAACGGCCACAGGGUUCUCACCUUGUACGUCAGGGCGGGUUGCGAUAACAAGAAAUAUGGCGCCUGUCCAUUCUGCCAAAGGAUAUUUAUGGUGCUUAUGCUGAAAGCAGCCUCAUGUCCCCUGAAGUUCAAAGUGGCCACUGUCCCCAAAUCUGGCCUUCCCGAUGAAUUCAAAGAGCACGGCAUUCGCAAUCUACCCGCCAUUAUCCAUGGCAAUGAGGCCAUUGACACGGUGGAGGAGAUCAUUGAUUACAUCGAGUCUGAAUUCCCAGAGCCCUGUCUGGAUGUGGACAACCCCGUGGUGGACCGACUGACCCGUAAUUUCUUCUCCAAAUUUUGCUACUACAUCAAAGCCGUGUCCAAAGAUGCUUCGGGCUUGGAGAUGGAACUCAAACGCUUGGAUGACUAUCUGCGUAAGAAUGAUUAUCGAUUCCUGGCCGGCAACUCGCUUUCCCAUCUGGAUUGCGAGAUCCUGCCCAAAUUGCAUCACAUGAGGGUGGCAGCCUUGAAACUCAAGAGGUUCGAAUUUCCCACCCAGUGCAGCGGCAUUUGGCGCUAUCUCAACAACGCUUAUAACAACGAGUUCUUCCAAAAAUCCUGUCCACCCGACCAGGAGAUCAUUCUUCAUUGGGCGGACCGACCCGACACGCCCAAUCUCAGCUACGAGGAGCAUUCCAUCCUGACCAGGAACACGCCCCGGUUCUCCUUCGACGUUCCAGCUAUCGCAAUGCCUGUGAACUUAAAGUGAAAACUAGAUGUCUAGGAAUGAAAAUGUACGAAAGAUGAAUGUAACCAGGCACAAGAGACUAGUCAGUGAUGCGCAAAUAAAUACAUGUUUUUAUAAUUUUA